CCUCGCCUCGCACUCAGCAUGCACAUCCCUCACCUGGACAACAUUACCGAAACCGGCUCUCUUCAAUGCAGCAUGGCCAUGGAUGAGCAAGCGUCCGACAGCCUACUGAUUCGUGUCACUGUACGCCCUCACCUUGCCAAAACUUCCCCGAGCGGCGGUAUCAAUGUCACACUGGGCCUGGCUUUGUCAACUUGUUUGCUCCAACAUCCUGUGCCUUGGAAUCCAUGCCCAACAGAAACCGCUUUUCCUUGGACCACCUGCUGCCUGUCUACUGAUUAUGGACUGACAUGCAGAGAAUGACUUGCCUUGCUCACCGCCACCAGUGUUUGCGUUGCACCA
Molecule: messenger RNA, 339 nt
Organism: Bipolaris maydis ATCC 48331
Lineage: Eukaryota; Fungi; Ascomycota; Dothideomycetes; Pleosporales; Pleosporaceae
Source: RefSeq, a predicted model, not a curated record